AUGUCGUCCUUUUCCGCACAGUCCACCAGUGAAGAAGUCUGCCAAGUCCUGGCGGACCACAUUAAAGGGAGCAAAGUCCUAAUUACUGGCGUCACACUUGGCAGUGUAGGUGGCGAGGCAGCUCUUCAAUUGUCCCGGCACCAGCCGGCUCUCCUGGUCCUGGCCGGUCGUAACCUGAGGACCCUCCAGGCCACCGAGAAUGCCAUCAAAGCCGAGACACCAGAUGCAAAUACUCGUCUUCUCAUUCUAGACCUCAGCUCGCAGAAAAGCGUCCGCAUGGCAGCUGCAGAGGUGAACAACUAUCCGGAGCGCAUUGACCAUCUUAUCAACAACGCGGGCAUCAUGGCGGCACCGUACACGACUACUCCAGAGGGAGUGGAACUGCAGUUCGGAACAAACCACAUUGGCCACUUUCUCUUUACCAACCUGCUCUUGGGGAGAAUGACGAGCGGAGAGUCAAAGGUUCGAGUGGUGAAUGUCAGCAGUGCUGGCCAUAAGCGUGGACCUGUCAGGUUCGACGAUGUGAAUUUCGAGAACGGGAAGUGCUAUGACAAAUGGCAAGCAUACGGCCAAAGUAAGACAGCCAAUAUGCUCUUUUCGGUAUCACUGGCGGAGAAAGCAGGGGAGAAAGGGGUGGAGUCAUUCAGUCUCUAUCCUGGACGACGGGAGACUGGCAUUGGAAGACAUUUGAAGCCAGAAGAAUGGGUCAAGGCUGGAUGGAAACAUCAGGAUGGGAGCAUCAACGAUGACCCCAAGCUGAACUGGAGAACAGCCAGCCAGGGAGCUGCUACCUUGAUUGUUGCGGCAUAUGAUCCAAGCAUUUCUGACAAAAACGGUUCGUACAUGGUCAAUAACCAAGUAAAUAACGGCGAGGCGGUCGAUUACGCUCUGGACCCGAAAAUUGCGGAAAAGCUGUGGAAGCUGAGCGAGGAGAUCGUUGGCCAGAAAUUCGAAUACUGA
Messenger RNA from Aspergillus piperis CBS 112811, 960 nucleotides. Its product is annotated as short-chain dehydrogenase. Bases 1 to 960 code for a protein of 319 amino acids. The record is from RefSeq and is a predicted model, not a curated record. Lineage: Eukaryota; Fungi; Ascomycota; Eurotiomycetes; Eurotiales; Aspergillaceae. The transcript has 5 exons.